Molecule: messenger RNA, 471 nt
Organism: Coprinopsis cinerea okayama7#130
Lineage: Eukaryota; Fungi; Basidiomycota; Agaricomycetes; Agaricales; Psathyrellaceae
Exons: 2
Coding region: 1-471 (156 amino acids)
Source: RefSeq, a predicted model, not a curated record
AUGUCUACCGUCUUGACUUCGGCGGUUGAAAAUGAUCUGCGGGCCAUUCUCAAACAUCUGGAAGUCCUCCAAGCGUCACGCCACUCUAUAUCCGACAUCCAGGAGAAGAUUGGCAACUGCCGGAGCCCAAGUUCACUCCCCUACCUGUCUUCUGCUCUACCCUUUGCAGACCCUCGGUUAUUGGACCAACUGGAUGAAGCCCAAAACACCAAGCGGUAUGCCCUCAAGGAGCUUCGCGCGAUUACCCGUCUCGCGUCGCUUGCUAUCCGCCGGAUAGAGGAGGUUGAGAGGUUUACCCCAACGGCCAACCCUCACCCAGGCUUGGUAGAAAUGAGGGGACUCUUGGUAGAGGAAAUGUUGGAUUCGUUCCUUCCGGAUCUACUAGCGAAGGCCUCAAGAAAUGAGACUUCACUAGACGCUGAGUUUGGCAAAGCGAAACGGUUCAUUUCCGAUUUUCUGGCGCAUUGUUGA